Molecule: messenger RNA, 7553 nt
Organism: Lates calcarifer (barramundi perch)
Lineage: Eukaryota; Metazoa; Chordata; Actinopteri; Centropomidae
Gene: mical2b
Product: microtubule associated monooxygenase, calponin and LIM domain containing 2b
Exons: 40
Coding region: 534-6116 (1860 amino acids)
Molecular function (GO): FAD binding; protein binding
Source: RefSeq, a predicted model, not a curated record
GCCAGGCUACAACGCUGGGGUCGACAGAAUUACUGCGGCUAUCAUGUGAGGAUCCGGUCGCUCAAAGAGACUCGCAGCGCUGACGUUUAUGUGUUAACCGUCCUGUGAGGAAAGUUUGUGACUUCCACUACCGACAUAUGGUGAUAAAUCCCGGAGGACUUUGGCGGGACUACUCUCAUUUCAUCGGCGGUUUAUUUUAAUGGACUCCCCGGUCUACAGUGUUUGAGCUUCUCCCAUGACUGCUCAGCUGAACCCUUCCCAGACACACUCAGUCAUAAUCCUAUCAGGCAUUCAGUGGAGCUGGAGGAGGAAAAUAUCUUUGUUGUGGAAACAAAAAGGACGAUGCACAUCAUGGCUUUUGCAAGACCAGGAAGGGUGAUUCAAGACUGAUGCACAAAACCAGCUGAGCAUGGUGGCACAUACAUCAUAGGAAUCCAGUACUGAGUGUGUGGAAGUGUGGAAGGAGUGAUCGGGAGAGGGAAGCAGGGGAGGAAGAAGAGAGGAAGUAUUAGGGGAGAUUACCAUCAGAACAGAUGGGUGAGACAGAGGAUGAACGUACAGCACAGGCCAGCCAGCUCUUUGAGAACUUUGUUCAGGCAUCCACCUGUAAAGGGACCCUGCAGGCCUUUAGCAUCCUCUGCAGGCAGCUGGAUUUGGAUCCUCUGGACUAUGGCAACUUCUACAGCUUGCUGAAGGCCGCAGUCAGCACAUGGAAGGUCAAGGCUCUGUGGACCAAACUGGACAAAAGGGCACAGCACAAGGUCUACAACCAGAAUAAAGCCUGCCAGGGCACCAGGUGUCUGAUCAUCGGUGGGGGUCCUUGUGGAUUGCGAACAGCCAUCGAACUGGCCCUGCUGGGCUGCAAGGUUGUGGUGAUUGAGAAGAGAGACACCUUCUCCAGGAACAACGUGCUCCACCUCUGGCCCUUCACCAUUCACGACCUCAGGGGCCUCGGAGCCAAGAAGUUCUAUGGCAAAUUCUGUGCUGGCUCCAUUGACCACAUUAGUAUCCGUCAGCUCCAACUGAUGCUGCUGAAAGUGAGUCUGAUUCUGGGAGUGGAGAUCCAUGUCAACGUGGAGUUUGUCAAACUUGCUGAGCCACCAGCAGAGCAAACUGAUGACAGCCCUGGGUGGCGAGCAGUGGUCCAGCCUUCCAGCCAUCCUGUCUCAGACUUUGACUUUGAUGUGGUGAUUGGAGCAGAUGGACGCAAAAACACAUUAGACGGUUUCAGUCGCAAGGAGUUUCGUGGUAAGUUAGCCAUCGCUAUCACAGCUAACUUCAUCAACAGGAACACCACUGCAGAGGCCAAAGUGGAAGAAAUCAGUGGUGUGGCUUUCAUCUUUAACCAGAAGUUCUUUCUGGAACUCAAGGAGGAGACAGGAAUUGACUUGGAGAACAUAGUUUACUACAAAGACAACACCCACUACUUUGUCAUGACAGCAAAGAAACAGAGUCUGCUGGACAAAGGGGUCAUCAUCAAUGACUACAUAGAAACAGAGCGACUGCUCAGCCCUGAAAAUGUCAACCAGGAAGCAUUGCUCUCUUAUGCCCGUGAGGCAGCUGACUUCGGCACAAACUACCAGUUGCCAUCCCUGGACUAUGCCAUCAACCACUAUGGGCAGCCAGAUGUGGCCAUGUUUGACUUCACCAGCAUGUAUGCUUCAGAGAAUGCUGCUUUGAUCAGGGAGAAACAUGGACACCAGCUAGUAGUUGCACUGGUGGGAGACAGUCUACUUGAGCCCUUCUGGCCAAUGGGUACAGGUUGUGCUCGGGGUUUUCUGGCAGCCUUUGACACAGCCUGGAUGGUGAGGGGCUGGGCACAAGGAAGGAGCCCUCUGGAGAUACUGGCUGAGAGGGAGAGUCUUUACAGACUGCUGCCUCAGACCACCACAGAGAACAUCAGCAAAAACUUUGAACAAUAUGCCAUUGACCCUGCCACCCGCUACCCCAACCUCAACUCUAGCUGUGUGCGCCCACACCAGGUUCGUCACCUGUAUAUUGAUGGCCAACAGGACUCAUGUAACCUGGAGAGUGGUGGCCCCAAGCGUAGAUCAGUCAACCUGUCCAGAAGAGAGUCUGAGGUGCGUCCUGGCCGGCUGCUGACCUGGUGUCAGAAACAGACUCAAGGCUACAGAGGGGUCGACAUCACCAACCUCACAUCUUCCUGGAGAAAUGGCCUUGCCCUCUGUGCUCUCAUACACCGCCAGAGGCCUGAGCUCAUUGAUUAUGAAUCCCUGAACGAGGACGAUGUGGCUGGCAACAACCAGUUGGCAUUUGAUUUGGCUGAGCGAGAGUUCAGCAUCCAACCAGUGACUACAGGAAAGGAGAUGGCUGCAGAGGCUGAACCAGACAAGCUACUAAUGGUCCUCUACCUCUCUAAAUUCUACGAGGCCUUUGGGAAUUUGCCGGUAAACAAUGGUACAAGAGAACCUGAUGAAAAUAAUGAAGACUAUUCAUCUAAAUCCAACCACAAACUGCCAAACCUGCCUCUGCCCAGGAAGAGGAUACCCAGGGAUGACAAGACAGUGGAAGAUGAUUCUAUUAACAAGAGACGGCGAAAGGGCAGCCACUACCUCUCAGAGUUGUCUUGUCACAGUGCACUCCCUAGUGGUGAAGAUGGAGAGCUGCGGGAAAAUAAGGUCCGUUCCAUGGCAACUCAGCUGCUAGCCAAAUUUGAGGAGAACUCCUCAACAGCAAAGACGCGCAGCAAGUCUGAUGAGGACCAAUCCAGUCAAUCCUCUUCUCCUCCUCUGUCUCCUUCCACCACCCCACUUCCUCUCUCAGAUGAGGAUAAUGAUGAGGAAGAAAGGGAGGAGGGAGAAAACCCCCGUUUUGCAAAGCCCAAAGACAACCCCCCUCCUCCUCUGCCACCUGCCCGUCCCAAGUGGCAGCCUUCUAUCUACCUUCGCUUACUGGAGAACUCUAGCUCUUGCUCUCCUUCCCCUUCAUGCUCUAAGAGUCCAUCAGGUCCUCCCUGCUCACCCAGCCCUAAUGUUCCUGAGCAUUACUACCCAGAACGCACCUCUCCUGACCCUGCAACCAGUCAUUUUUCUGCUUCUACUCUCUCAAGUAUAGAUGAUUCUGCUGAGGGGUCAGAGGAGUCAAUGCAGCAGAGUAAAGCGCAGAAAAUGUCUACUAGAGAAUUUUCUAGGAGGAGUAUAAAGGAGAGAGCUGUCCUCCUCUCCUCCAUGUUUUCUGGGUCCAACAAGCCCACUCCUGCCCCUCUCUCUCCUCCUGCUGAGUCACAGGUGGAAGUAUAUACCCCCUCCCCUCCUUCUCCAUCCCCACCUUCUCCCUCUGCCUCUGUUCCUAAGAGCUCUGCUGUCUACCUUGUAGUCCACCCUGUGCCUGACCCCACCUCCCAGGCUGGCUUCUCCUCUGUCUCUUCUCCUCUGUACACUUCUGGACACAAGAACCAGAUGCAGAGAGUCUCCUCUGCUCCCUUGUCUUAUAUUAACUCUGAAAAAACAAAGCAGAUAUCUUCUCUUAAUGUUGAUUCAUCCACACUCAACAACAACAAAACAUCCAGUCCCCUUUCUUUGCCCAUCUGUGACGAGAGCCAGGGGCUCUCCUCUACCCUCUAUGACAGGAAGUGUGAAAAUGGACACAGCAGCUCGUCUUCACUGCACAGCUAUGAGAGGAAAUAUGAGAGUUCACUGAAUGAUCAUGAAAAUGAUCAGGAGAAGUUCAACAAAACUGCUCAGGAGACAUUUGAUGAUGUGAAAUUAGCUGAACAUGUUCACAUGAAGUGGAAUGGGAGCUGCGCUCUUGAGAAUGCCAGAAGAAUCACCCAAAAGUCACUUGCUUGUUCUGACAGUUGUCCGACUGGAGCUCCUAGUUACAUUAAAGAGCGCACAGUUGGAAAGGUAUCAUCAGCCAUAGAUGCUAAAGCUCAGAUACUGGCCAUCCUCUAUGAGACAGACCACAGGCCCAAUGCCACGCUGGCUCUGGUUCCGUGGCCUGGGAGGGCUCCUAAUGCUAAAGGGUCGGUGGUACGUAAGGAUUUCGCUGCUGGGCUUGGCGGCAGCGACAUCUGCCACUUCUGCACCAAGCGUGUGUAUGUGAUGGAGAGACUGAGUGCUGAGGGCUAUUUCUUCCACCGCGAGUGUUUCCGCUGUGAUGUCUGUAACUGCACCCUCCGUCUGGGAGGACACACCUUCGACUCACAGGAAGCAAAGUUCUACUGUAAGAUGCAUUAUGCCCAGCGUCAAUCCAGCACUCACUUGGGCAGAUUCAGAAGGAGAAUGGAAGACCAAAGCCGUGCCACACCCUUGUCACUGGACAGUGGGAGCUACUCAGAGACAGGCAGCAUCCAGAUUCAUCCCCCAGGCGGAACAUCCAGCUUGCAUUCAGAGCAGCUUGAUAAAGGUCAAAAAAGAGUUCCUGAAGACACAGAGAUUGCUGUGGACGCUUUGGACGCUUUAUGCACUGUAAAGUCCACAGCACAAGACACCAUGGGGUCCAAUGGGCAAAGCCACAACAGUAAAAAAGAUCAUUGUAACACUAAACAGAAUAAUCGAUGGAAAAGGAAGAUCCGUGCAACUUUCCCUUUGAUCUUCAUCAAGCACUUCCAGAAAGGCCGGCCACUGGACAAAGAGGGACCAGAGACUGUACUAGAAGCCGACUCUGACUUUGAGGAGAUCACUGCAGCUGAAAAACAAACUAGCUGUGAUGGCAGUUCCAAGACAUCAGCAAAUACCCAGAACCUUUUGGAGGGAAGUGAGAGGAGUGAAGAACACUCAGCUGCAAAAAAGACAGCCUGCAACUUGUCUCCACCAAAGACAUGCUUAAUGAUAUCUCUUUCUGAGAGAGAGAAGCUUUUGAACUGGAACAUGGAGGUCACAGAAGAAAGUCCCAUUAACACAGACACCAAGACUACACAGCAACAUAAAGACCAGCUACAAGCAGAGACAGAAGCAGAUAAGCCCCAUACAGACUCGGGCCAGGAUGGAGAACCAUCUCAGAGCCAAAGCCCUGCCUCCUCACACUCAGCCUUCCAGCUUAUAGCCAAUGCCUUCAGGAGGACAUUUAGUGUGACCAAUCCUUCCAGCAGCUCCAAGACUGCAGUUACAAUGAGACCUAAAAGUGGCGGCCCCCACAAACAGAGGCCCAUGUCAGAGGGAGCGUUCAGCUUUAGCUCCCUCUUCAGCACUGUGGGUCUGGAGCCAUCCAGAGAGAACAAGGCUGGCGAGCACGAAGUACGGUGGGCAUCUGUAGGUACUGAUCCAUGGGGGACUGGGCAGGACCUGCCCUCUCUGCUGCAGCAGGUCUCUCUACAGGGCCGGAGAGACUCUGGAGGGGUGUUCUCUGAUGAUAUGGGCUCACUGCCUCGCAAGAGAGUUAACUUUUUCUCUUCCCUGAGGCUGAGGAAGAGAGAGCUGUCAGUGAGUGAGGGGAAGGAUCAGGAGGUUCAAAAGGAAAUCAGGACUAUCCUCACCAACCUCAGAGACAAAGCCUCCAGUCAACAGAAUCUAGAAGAGCUGUCCUCUAGUGAUGAUGAAAGAGAAAACCUGUCAUUCAGCCAGAAGCUGUGUACAGAGAGACAGAGGAGGAAGCAGGAGAAGACAGUGGCACAGCAGACUAAAAGAGAACAACUGAAGAGACUUCACAGAGCACAGGUGAUCCAAAGACAACUGGAGGAAGUCGGAGAAAAACAGAGAGACCUUGAGGAGAGAGGAGUGGCUAUAGAAAAGAUCAUAAGAGGAGAAACAGAAUCAUCUCAGACAGAUGACAGUGAUGAGGCUCAGCUCUAUCAGUCCUGGUUUAAACUUGUUCUGGAGAAGAACAGAUUGGCGCGCUAUGAGUCUGAACUCAUGAUCUUUGCCCAGGAGCUUGAACUGGAGGACACACAGAGUCGGUUGCAACAAGAUCUACGAUGCAGAAUGGCAAUAGAGGAUACAAAGAAGAGUGCCUCUGAGCUCCAGGAGGAGCAGGAGAUCCUGUCAGAGAUUAUGAGGACUGUGGAGAAACGAGACAUAUUGGUCUCAAUACUGGAGGAGCAGAGACUAAAGGAGAGGGCUGAGGACAGGGACCUGGAAAGCCUUGUGCUGUCCAAGGGUUAUGAGUUCCACUGGGCCCAGGCAGAUGACAGCUGGGGUCUGAGGGUUGAAUCUUGAGCACCUCUGUAAUGACGAGGAGGAUGGGAAGUAAAGGGUACAAAAGUAUUGUAACUCUACACAACACUAUUUUUAAGAAACAGGGUAAAAUGCUACCUUAAUAUUUUGUGUCUGGCUUAUUCUCUUAAGAAUCAAAAAAGAAUGUUGUGACCAAAUGUCAUGAAAGUUGAGGUAUUUAUUCAGCCUAAAGACAACAGCUUCACCUUGUCAUUCUCCUUCACUGUGUACUGGUAUACUGAGCUCAGAGACUAAAGAAGAAUAGCAAUGGAGCCUGAGCUAAUGACUUCCUUUACAGCCAUGAGGGCUAAUACCAUCACUGCCAUUAAGGUUAUUUGACUUCUGUGUGCUGAAUUGUAAUCUGUCAUGGGCCAGGCUGACAUUGACCUGAAAAUGAAUGUACAAUAUUAUUAAUAAUAUAAUAAUGUGACAGACUGCUUUGUAAAAUGUAUGCACACCUCAUAAACCAAACUGACUGCCUAAUCAACUGCUUUAUGUGGUUGUUUGCCUUAAAAGUGGAACUGCUGUGAUUUAUUACUACUGUAACACGAUAUAGCCUCACUGGAUAGCACAUGGAACGACUCCACACUUUUCCUUAAGUUUUAGUGUUUUGCAUAAUGUGGAUUGUUUUAACGCUGUGUUAUAAAUCCAGAAAUUUACUUUAUGUAAUUCAUUGUUAGUUGUUUUGUAAGUGUUUGUGUGAAUACAGCUCUCUUGUGUGUAUUUUAAUUUCAAUUUUUCACUUUGUGCUGGAACACUGUCGAUUAAAAUGUAAUUGUAUUUACACCCAGACACAAAUGAACACAGCUGGUCAGAUGUAUGGUCAGGUGACUAAACAUUUCACCCUAUUUACUCCUUUGUGACACUAGUUGUCACAUAAUUCAAGCCUGAAUCACAGGGCAGAAUACUGCACAGGUUGAAGCUUACUUCAUGCUGCCUAUCUAGUUGCACCCCAGUCAGUGACCCCUGUCUUCCAUCAGCUAUGAAGUCAUAAGUUAUUUGCUCUCCACCUGCUGUGAAAUCACUGACCAGGGCAUGGUCCAAGGUGUUACAUGCCUGAAAGUUUUAAUGCAAAGAAGGCUGUUUUAUGCUCCUAGUUCAGAAAGUAUUACUCUGUGACUAACUACUGUCAGGCAAACUGUGAUUGCUCUCUUUUGCUUAACCUACUCAUAUGGGCUGUGAGUCAAAGAGACGGGUUUAUCUCCAUGAGCAGAAGAAUAAUGUGUUUACACAGAUUUUGGGGGCCCACUCUUCUCAUUUGGUCUGUGGGCUUUACAUGUUAUAUUUGAUUAUGGUGUGAAUUAACAAACACUAAAUUCAGAGUAGGUUAUGUUUUCAGGAUAAAGACUUAACUUUAUGACGUUUCCAUACAUUUUGGUUUCAUGCUGCUUCAACUUUUGUGAAUGAAAAAAGAAAUAAAAUGAAUUUCAAUUCUUGAUA